Molecule: messenger RNA, 1635 nt
Organism: Vitrella brassicaformis
Lineage: Eukaryota; Vitrellaceae
Source: the annotation of a GenBank genome assembly
AGGCGAGUCCUUUUCGAAACCGGGAAGCUUCCUCGUCGGCUGCCAGCGGCUGUGACUGUGUGUUGAUUCGUCGAGUGAAUCACUGGCGAGGAUGGAGAGCCGACUGUGAGCUGUGUAGCGUGUAGACCUGAGGCCAAGGAGUGCCUCGAGGGCGUCAAAGACGGGUCACACAGGUCAGUCACCGCACCAAACAGACAGCAGCGGCGGCGAAAGGCGAAGGACACGCAAGCAAUUCAGUCUGGUGUGCAGAUGAAGUCGUUGUCUGGCUCGUCUGGGAGGCGCCGGGCGGCGGCUGCCUCUUCUCGGUCGCCAGUGGAUGACAUGCCUUCGUCAAGCCAGGUAAAUGGCAACGAUGAACUUGACUCGACGUAACAUGCAUGUGGUCUCCUGUGUGCGUGUGCUUGAUCCACUCAGAGUCAGCAGAAGCCCUCCUACGAACGGCAGCUAGACGCCCUACUCAGUCCGCAAGGCUUCUCGCUCGGCGAGAUGUACGACGGGGAUGGGCGGGAGUGCGACGGCCCCGCCAACCGACAGCUGGCUUCUAUGAUUUUGUGCCGCACCCCUGACGCAGACUCGCAAGUCUCAGCACUCUGCAGUCAUGAGAGAGGGGCUGACCCGUCUGCUGCCAUCAGUAUUGCCCUGAACGAACGGCUGGCGGCACCCAUCAGCCUCCUGUCGAUGGCCAUCGACGACGAGACGGACAGCUCAAGUCCUAUGUGGCUGUUUACUGCCGACAAGGGGCUGCAUGAUGACAGGCGGCUCGACCUCCCUCUGUGGCCAUCUCGCGAGGUGCAGCGGGCGGUGCUCGAGGCGCUGAUCGAGGCUGGGGCUGAUGUGAACGGCGGGGACCCGAGACCCCUCGCCGUGGCACGCUGGUGCGCCAAUCUGACCGCUGUGGAGGUGCUGCUCAAGCGUGGGGCGGCUGUGCGAGGCCUGCAGCUGGGCCACCUCCCGAAUCCAUGUCUCCUUCCCCCGUCCCCCGGCCCCCAGUAUUACAGCGCCCUUCUCGACGUCUACCGCCGGCUGUUCGACCACGACCGGACACUGGCAACCGAGCAGCUCGAGGACAGCGGGGCCACCCCCAUGUACAUAGCAGGUUCAGCAGGGUCGCCCUCACUGCCGACAGACGUCAUGUGCUCGUACCUCGACCUGCUGGCGGAGCACGGCGCCUCCCUCACUGCCAGAAAUGGGAAGGGCUUCACGCCCCUCGAUCGCGCCGUCCUUAUGGGUGCGCCUUGUGUGGUCGAGUGGAUGUGUGAGCGGCUCGGGGCGGAGGAGAUCAACAGGAAGAAUGGGAAGGGUUUCCUGCCACUAGAGCUCGCGGGCUAUGAUCUGUCGAAGGAGAAGCGCCCGGCUGACUACAUCGACAAACGCAAGCAGGUGGUCUGCGUGCUGCUUCAGCAUGGCGCGUCCCCCGACAGCAUGCGCACUGACAACCCCAUGCAGCGGCGAGCAUACAGCUUGGUGUCGGACAUAGACCGAGAGAUGCGCCAGCGGCCCCCUCCCCCAUCCCCCUCGCCCCGCUGCCCUCCCCCCAUCGUCGAGUUCUCGUACCCCCCCCGCCUCACGGCAGCAGCAGCAGCUCUCGGCAGAAGUCAAGCAGGUGGCAAAACCAGCCAAGACCAUGGCCAAUAA